Pygocentrus nattereri (red-bellied piranha) is the source of this 1200-nucleotide messenger RNA. Its product is annotated as sulfotransferase 2B1-like. The transcript is spliced from 6 exons. Gene Ontology annotation, molecular function: sulfotransferase activity. Gene Ontology annotation, biological process: sulfation. Gene Ontology annotation, cellular component: cytoplasm. The record is from RefSeq and is a predicted model, not a curated record. Lineage: Eukaryota; Metazoa; Chordata; Actinopteri; Characiformes; Serrasalmidae. Bases 30 to 893 code for a protein of 287 amino acids.
UCUCAGUGUUCUGAGUGAGCUGUAGGAGAAUGACAGAAGCGGAGUUAUAUGAUGAAUACAAAGGGGUUUACGUCCCUAAUCACCUCCAUCCUCCUGAGAGCCUGAAAUACUAUGAGGACUUCACUUUCCGGCCGGACGACGUGCUUAUUGUGACAUACCCGAAGUCCGGUACGACAUGGCUGCAGGAGAUCAUACCACUGAUCUUCAGUGCCGGAGAUCUCACCCCAGUUCGGACUGUACCAAACUGGGACAGGGUACCCUGGCUGGAAGAGCAUCGAGCAGUUUUGCUGAAUCUGGAGCAGAGACCCUCGCCUCGAGCCUUUGCCACCCACUUUCACCAUUAUAUGAUGAACGAGUCAUAUUUCAAAGUGAAGCCAAAGGUCAUUUAUGUAAUGCGAAAUCCCAAGGACGUGUUCACGUCUUCCUUCCACUACUAUGCAAUGGCCUCCUACAUGGUGAAUCCAGGCACUGCAGAUGAGUUCAUGGAAAAGUUUCUCAGUGGAAAAAUAAUGUUUGGCUCAUGGUUUGAUCAUGUGAAGGGAUGGCUGAAUGCUAAAGAUCAAGAGCACAUUUUCUAUGUUGCCUAUGAGGAACUGAUACAAGAUUUGAAAGGAUCUGUCUCGAGAAUUGGCCAGUUUCUUGGAAAAUCUCUGAGUCCAGAAGUGAUUGAGAAAAUAGCCGAAAACUGCCUGUUCAAAAACAUGAGGCAGAACAAGAUGUCCAACUACUCUCUGGUCCCGGAAGAGUUCAUGGACCAGAAGAAAUCAGAGUUUCUCAGGAAAGGAGUUGUUGGAGACUGGAAGAACCUUUUCACGGAGGCCCAAACAGAGAGAUUCGAUGCUGUGUACAAAGACAAAAUGAAAGAUGUGAAGUUCAAAUUUGCUUGGGAUUAAUGGAAAUCACUAAAUCCGUAUAACGGUUGUGCCACUUGGUUAGUUUGGUUUCUUGGUUGGUAUAUGACUGUGUCUUGUUAAAUAUGGCAGUGAACAUUGCAACAGUGAUGUACAGCUUUCCCCACCAUGUUUUUCAGACCAUUAGGCCCAGAUUGUACUGUACCAUUUUUUACAAAACACAGAAAAGAGAUCAUACAGAGAUUAUAUAGGGUUUUUGUGCUUUUAGUUACAUUGUUGACACACAGACUCUGCCACUCUCGGCAGAAAUGCUCCUUUUAAUGGCAAUAAAACACUUUAAUGAAUUUAA